Molecule: messenger RNA, 1305 nt
Organism: Echinops telfairi (small Madagascar hedgehog)
Lineage: Eukaryota; Metazoa; Chordata; Mammalia; Afrosoricida; Tenrecidae
Gene: TCN1
Product: transcobalamin 1
Exons: 9
Coding region: 1-1305 (434 amino acids)
Biological process (GO): cobalamin transport
Molecular function (GO): cobalamin binding
Source: RefSeq, a predicted model, not a curated record
AUGAGACGAGUACAGCAGCUGCCCCAUUUGGGGCUCCUAUUGUUUUUCCUUAUUUCAAGCCAGCGAUGCAAAACCUCUGAGGUAUAUGAACAAAAUCAACUCCAGGAUCUAAGCUCCCUGUUAAACACACUGGUCCAUUCACAUUAUACCAAUGGAGUCCAAGCUGCCAGUGCUCUGCUGUCCCUGAGACUGGUUGGAAUCCAGAGGCAACAACUACAGCAAAAGCUGACCCAGGAAGUCAUUGAAGAUGUGCGAAGCAAAGGGCCAGAUUUGAGUUCUGGACAACUUGCCUGGACUAUAAUGGCUUUGGGAGCAUGUCGUAAUCCUGAUGAAAGUUUUAUACGUGAUUUUCAUCUGGUUCAGCAUCUAGAAGAGAAAUUCCAAGAAGAAAUUAGAAAUAUGGAAACACACAACGGCAAUCCACUCACUAACUACUACCAGCUCAGCCAGGAUGUUUUGGCCUUGUGUCUGUUCAGUGGGAACUACUUAACUACUGAAAUUGCUCAUUUCUUCACUCCUGAAAACAAGAACUACUACUUUGGUGGCCAGUUCUCCGUAGAUACUGGUGCAAUGGCUGUCUUAGCUCUAACCUGUGUGAAGAGGAGUAUAAUAAACCAGCAGAUCAAAACAGAUCAAAGUGUGACCCAGAGUAUUGACAGUCAUAUAGGGAUACUGGUUAAAAAAAUUCUGUCUGAGAAAAAAAACAACGAUCUUCUUGGAAAUAUAUAUAGUACAGGAGAAGCCGUACAGGCUCUCCUUGUCUCAUCAAGCUAUUACAAAGAAAAUGAAUGGAAUUACCAGAGGACUCUGGAUGCAGUACACAAGGAAAUUUCUCAGGGAGCGUUCAAGAUACCAAUGGCUGCAGCCCAGAUCCUGCCUGCCCUGAUGGGAAAGACCUAUUUGGAUGUGAACAAAGAUUCUCCCUGUCCAGGUACAAGUAGUAAUCUCAAUGUCUCCAUUCCUGAGUCUGGACCGGUGAGCCCUCCCCCUCCUUCCUCACUUAUCACUGUCCACUACUCUGUAAAAGUCAACAAGACGGAUUCCACCACCGUCACUGUGCGGAAUGGGUCUGUCUUCCUGGAUGUGAUGGAGAAAGCGCAGGAGCACAACAAGACGAUAUUUGGCUUCACAAUGAAGGAGACUUCAUGGGGCCCGUAUAUCACCUCCGUGCAGGGCCUAAAGGCCAACAGUAAUGAGAGAACCUACUGGGAAAUUCUGAGUGGAGGCAUACCACUGAGCCAAGGAGUUGGUAGUUAUGUUGUCCAUGAUGGAGAAUAUUUGGAGAUUCGUUGGAGCAAAUACUAA